Messenger RNA from Naegleria gruberi, 1098 nucleotides. RefSeq lists its product as uncharacterized. The record is from RefSeq and is a predicted model, not a curated record. NCBI's taxonomy places the organism in Eukaryota, Heterolobosea, Eutetramitea, Acrasida, Naegleriidae. The coding region runs from base 1 to 1098 and encodes 365 amino acids. The transcript has a single exon.
AUGAGAGAGAAGAAUCCGUGGGUUAGUCCCUAUCAUGUCAAAUUUACAUUGGAUGAAGAUAAACCAUUGCUUGGACUCAUUAGAAAGAUAAAGAGAGUUCCAGUGGAUUGGAAUUUAAAAGAAAAUUUAGAACCUCAAAUUUCAGCAAAUUCAGAUGCUGUAGAUCAAUAUUUGGAAUAUUUAACAAACAUUGUAAAGGAGCAUGAUGAAAUUCCAUAUUUUCCAAUUCAAAAGGGUGAUUUUGUAUUUUUUGAUGUUAGAAGUCCUCAUCAAAAUUCAAACUCUAAUCGGUUGACUCAUCCAAGAUGUGUAUUUUAUCAUGCCUACUCUAUGACUCAUGAUAUCAAUAGAGAUACCAUCGAGGCACUCAGGGAAAAGAGAAAAACCUUUGAACAUCCUGAUGAUUUCAGUUCAAGUUUCAAAAUGGAACAACAGUCAAUGGAUCCUCAAAAUCCAAAUCAUUUAAUUCCACUUACCACUCUUGGAGAAUGUCUUUACAAUGAGAAAAGCUAUGAGGAAACAAUAUUUUCGGAACAAAUUGAGGAAAAAGAUGAGAAUGGUCAAGUAAGAAAUUUGACACGUUUUGAGAAAAUCUAUGAGCAACAUUCUCACAUGCUUACCAAACGUCAUUUGGACUUUUUCCACAGAUACGGAUAUGUUGUGGUAGAAAAUGUAAUUAAUGAACAAGUUUGUAAUCAAUUAUUGAAAGAAUUGGGAGAAUUUUCAGAAAAAUCAAAUUGUCCACUUCCUGUUGACACCAUUAUUAACAAGACUGGAAAGUAUGAAAAGAUGAAUGUUUCCAAAGGAGAAUUUAGAAAUAUUUCAAAUCCUUUUGGUGCCAUGAUUGAGUUCUAUCACUUACCUACACAACAAAAAUUAAGAAUGGAUGAAAUUCUCUAUGUUUGUACAGUUAAAAUGCUUUCGAAUACUUGGUGUAGCAAUUUAAAUAUUUCACAGGAAUUGCAACAGUCAGAUUCGAUACCAGGUCAAUCCAUACCUCAUUGGAAAUAUCAAUGUCCAAUAGAAGCUCAAUUGGAUCCUAGAAAAUUGUGGCUCUACGUGGAUAGAAUGAACUUUAGACUUCCAGACAAAAAAUAA